Molecule: messenger RNA, 1936 nt
Organism: Sinocyclocheilus grahami
Lineage: Eukaryota; Metazoa; Chordata; Actinopteri; Cypriniformes; Cyprinidae
Exons: 4
Coding region: 143-778 (211 amino acids)
Biological process (GO): immune response
Cellular component (GO): membrane
Molecular function (GO): tumor necrosis factor receptor binding
Source: RefSeq, a predicted model, not a curated record
CCACAGGUGAUGCGAGUCAAUAGCGCACCGUUGAACGCGUGGGAGAGACUCAGCCUAUCUCAUUACAGCCGCGAACUUCAUCUGGUACAAGAGUCAUUUCUUGUGUGAGACUGCAGUUAUUUCAACUUCUUGAGGAGCAGGCAUGGAUACAGCGCGGGCAGCCAGGGCGCAUAUUAUCUGGACAUUGAUAGCUUUGGUCUUUAUUUUAAUCGCGUCGUGCUUGACGUAUGUCUUCAUGUCGAAGGUGUCUGGAUGCCAAAGAAUUAGAACCGUGAAUGUCUCUGCAAUAGAAAGUAUGUUCUCAAGAAAGUAUGUUCAUCAAAUCUCACAGGAACACUGGCUUUUGACAGCUCGGGGCUACAAUCAGACAGGUGAUUGGUUGAUCUGGGAGGAUGAGUGGCACGGAUACAGGGAUAAGAAUGAGAGUAUUCUGGACCACACCAACAUGUCGAUGAUCAUUCGAGAGAAAGGUGUCUACCUGGUCUACAUACAAGUUAACUUCCAACUGAACCCACAGAAGAACAGCAGCUCUACUGUAGAACUCAAAAUUUUAGUGUAUUUCAGUUCUGAUGGGGAGAAGCAGCUAUUUGCAGCCGCACACGACACUCAGGUGGUGAUUGACUCACCUCAGGACGCCAAGCUCAACACUUUCCUUCUGAUGAAAAUGCAGCCAACAAGCCAGUUAUCAGUGAGAGUAUUUCCGAGUGAAUUUGUGAACUGCACACCACAACCCUUUUCCAGUUUUAUCACUAUCAUAAAAUGGGCAGAUGACUGGUAGAUUGUUGCAUAUAUUGCAGAAGUUUUUGGCUUUCCAGGUGAAAACCAUAUCCAUGUCCAGUUUUUACAAUGGCGGUUGUUCUUAUAUUUUUGUUAGCUUUAAAUGUGACAUUUUAGGAAGAAUGCGGUCUCAAGAUCAGCUGCUAGAACACCUGAGAUUUUCCAGCUGUUUGUUGUACUAGGAAAUGCUCGCUGACAUUAACAAGGAUUGCGUGGGGGGUUGUGAUACUUUCUUGGUGUUUUUCUUCUUCCUUUCGAAAUAUGAAGAUCACAUCUCAUGAUCUUCUCAGAAGCAUGACACAUUUUCCUCUCAACAGAUAUAUGUUAGGUUUGUUUUGUUUCAGUUUUUUUUAUGAGUCAAGAUGAAAAAAGGGCACGAUAUACUGUUAAUGAGCACUGACUUUGAAGAUUCUCAUGUAUUACGUACAUAAAAGAUGUCAUAAGUGCCUGCAAACGAACAUUGUUUUACUAAACAAUAGUAAGCUAAUUCUGAGCAAGUGGGUAUUUCUGCGGUGAAAGGCAUCUUCCUGUGUAUAUAUAAUCAUAGUGUUUUUUUUUAAUCAUCGACAGCUGAAUGUAAAAACCUCUUAACCUAUCUUUGUCUAGCAUCAGUGUUUGACAUAAAUGUUCAUUGUAUCAAAAGCUAUGGAGCAAUAUUUUGUGUAAAUAUGUGCUUCUUUUCAAGACAAGAAACCAGCUUUUUUUUCAAAGUUCUUGAAAUGUGGAGCUAGUUUUUAGCUGUAAGCAGAUUCAUCCAGCCACAGAAGCAUUUAUUUGUUCAUGCAGGGAUGUCAUGGAAUUAUUUUUUCUUAUGGGGGUGACUAGGGGUGGGUUUUUUUUUCCACAUUCAAAAAAACCCACUAGUUACACUAAUCCAAUCAGUCAAACAAGCCAUAUGAAUCUGAACAACAUCAGCUGUUUUAAUAAGACAGCGGAGUGUUUUUCUUUUCUAGCGAGUGGGAAAGUUUCUUUUUCAAACCCAGUAUUUUUUCAGUCAGGAAAAUACCAUUUAUGAUGAUGCUUACUUUUUUUGUAUUCAGAUGAAUCAAACCUGCUAAGUCUUAAGAAUAUGUUUAAAUAAGAGACUAAAUAUGAAUUUUUUUUUUUUUAUGAAAGUUUUGUUCUUUCACAGCUAAGCCCUUACUUGUGUUGUAACUAA